Messenger RNA from Rotaria sp. Silwood1, 1569 nucleotides. The record is from the annotation of a GenBank genome assembly. Lineage: Eukaryota; Metazoa; Rotifera; Eurotatoria; Philodinida; Philodinidae.
AUGAGUACAUCUAGUGCAGCAAUCACAAAACAAGCUGUUGGUCGUCAUGGAGAUAUUGGUAGUCUGUAUGAUAUCCGUACCGAUCGAUUUGAAGGUGGAAAUUUAUUCAAUCAAGAUCUACCAGAAGGAUUAGUUUCAACAACAGAUUGUGCCAAUUCAGAUUAUUUUGUGGAUGAGAAUAUUUCACAAAAGGAUACAUUUAACAAACUUAAUGUUGAAGCAUCGAUGAAAUUAAGUCUUAUGGCUGGUCUAAUAAAGGUUGAAGGUUCUGCAAAAUAUUUAAAUCAAACAAAAACUAACAGUCGAACAGUUCGAGUUACAUUCAUGUUCAAUGUGCGAACAAAACAACAACGUUUACAAGUUAGUCGAGCUGAAUUAUAUAAAUAUUUCUCACCAGAUGCAUUAGAAAAUCCGAAUGCAACGCAUUGCGUUGUUGGUAUUACAUGGGGAGCACAUAUAGCAGCAACAUUCGAAGAAAACGUAGCUACAUCAGAGGCAGCCGAAGAACUUCAAGGUCAAUUAGCAGCUUCAUUAAAACAAGUAGCAAUUAAUAUUACCGGUCAAGCCAAAAUAGAUAAUAUUGAUAGAACAAAUUCAAAAUUUCAUUCACUAAAAAUUAGUUUUUCCGGUGAUGUUUUAAUUGAAGAUGUUCCAAAUACAGUUGAAGAUGUGUUCAACAUCUUUAAGAAGGUACCAAAUAUGCUCAAACAACUCAAUGAUGGAAAAGGACAACAACUUGAAUUUGAAUUAUAUCCCUUGAAGCGAAUGGCAGAAAUUUUCAAACAUGAUUUGCGCAUUGAACGAAUAAUGAAAGAAGUUACGAAUCAUAUCAUCAAUCGUAUUGAAAAUAUUUUUGAACAAAUAAUUCAAGGGAAAAGAAUGAUGAAUGAUUUUCUUGCCAAAAUUGAACCAUGGAAAGGUUGGAUUCCACCAGAUUGGGUAGAAGUUAUUCAUGACAAACAAUCAGCACUUGUAGGUGAAGAAUUACGAACACAACGCCAAUUAGCAACAUUGCUUGAACAAAUUCGUGGUGGUCAAGCUGAUGAAAAUGAAAUGAUACAAUUAUUGGAUAACUUCAAUGAUCAAAAUCCAUGUUCUUUAAUGUGUAUUAAACGAUUUUUGAAAGACAAUGCACGAAUUGAUGCCAAAAUUGCAUCAUUAAGUCAAUUUGAUCGAAGACCAAAAGAAAAAAAUCAGCCAAAAGGACCAAAUCCAGAUCUUCUGCCAAAAGAAUUUAAAUCUAUUCAUGAAUUUUUUUUGAAUAAUUAUCAUAAAGAUGUUUAUUUAUUUCAUAUUUCAAAUGAUUGGGAAAAACAAGAUCAAGCAAAUUGGUACAAGCAACUAAGAUUUUUUUACAGUUUACAAAAAUCUGUUGAAACAAUAUCGGAAUCAAAGAAACCGGUUUUUCUGGUUAUUGAUCAUGAUUUACAUACUCAUUUGGAUAAAAAACCCAAUACAUGCGUUAUUUAUCAUGGAAAUCAAGGAACAAUCAAAUCUGAGGAUUAUUAUCAUACUUUAUGUAGUACGCCAUCAGCAGCUCAUAUUUUAAAUACGUUAGUUUCUCGAUAA